CGUGAAUUCAAAAGUGCGCAAAUAAUAUUGUUCUACUCACCAUUGGGCGAGAGCAAAGCGAUCAGAGGGCAGAUUGUUAUGUAUUGGUUCAUUGAGGAUUUCGUAAAAGGCGAUUUUUUGGCGCUUUAUCAUGGCUCGGAAGAUAAAUUUCUUUUUAUUUAUCACCCUGCAGAGAUGAGCGGUUAUAUAAAAACAGGAGUGUUGCCUUCAAAGGAAAAUUAUUUGAUGGAUUCUACCUAUGUUGAACAAUGCACAGGGUAUAUCGGAGCUUGGUUUAGAAAUGAUAUUCUAAGAAAAUCUUCUUGCCUGUCUACACAUCCCGACUGGAUGAGUAAACAUCGGGAUAUUUUGAUGAAUAUGACACUUCAGGAGUUGUUUAUCCCAGGUACUCAUAGUUCUGGAUCGUACAGUGAAGAAUUGCCGCCGACAAUUCUUCAACGAUACACAAUUACACAGGGUAAGACUAUUUUGGAUCAGUUAAUUUCGGGUAUCCGUUACCUAGAUCUACGACCGUGUAUUAUUGAUGACGAAUUCUGGAACUGUCAUGGAGAAUACGGGAUUCAACCUUUUCAAAAAAUAAUUGACGACAUUCUAGAAUUUAUCGUCAAUACCAACGAAAUAAUUAUCGUCGGUUUCAAAGAAUUUCCACGGGGAUUUUAUACGAACAAGAAUUACAAUAAAUUUUUGGACUACAUCAGACGAAGCCUAAGACCUCAUAUCUUUCCCUACUCAACAAACGGGAAAACAACUCUAGGUAACAUUUGGGAAAAUGGGAAAAGGAUUAUAUUAUCUUAUUGUGGGGAGUACAACGGCCACAGACAAUUAUUAUGGACCGUAGUACAUCACCAGUGGGGUAAUGUUCAAAAUAUAGCACAACUCGAGGGAUUCAUCACUAAUUCGGAAAAUGACGCGAAAAUGUGCACUUUAAAAGAUAUCUACGGUCUGAACCUGAGAGCGAUGAUGGCGGUGAUAACAUUGGAUUCUUCAAUGAUAAUAGUAGAUGCUGCGCUUUACUAUUUUGGAAGUGGUAGAGAAUCAUUGCGAGAACUCGCUGUUGAAAUUGGCCCUCUGGUUACCAUGUGGUUCAACGAAGAACACUUCUGGACAGCGAAUAUUGUCGCGGUUGAUUUUUUUGAUACUACUGGACUCAUCGAAAUUGCUAUUAAUAGCAAUAUUAAUCGCGCUAGAAACAAUUUCUAG
Messenger RNA from Cotesia congregata, 1200 nucleotides. The record is from the annotation of a GenBank genome assembly. NCBI's taxonomy places the organism in Eukaryota, Metazoa, Arthropoda, Insecta, Hymenoptera, Braconidae.